GGGCUGGGCUGGGCAGGGCCGGGUUGUGCCGUGCCGUGCCGUGCCGGCGGCGGGAGCGGGGCUGGCGGUGGCGGUGCCCGGCGCGGUGCCCCGGCCCGGGGUGAGCAUGGUGCCCUAGUGCUGGGGCUAUGUCGGAGGCGGCCCGGAGCCUCCUGCAGCGCUGGGGCGCCAGCUUCAGGAAGGGCACCGACUUCGACUCCUGGGGGCAGCUGGUGGAGGCCAUCGACGAGUACCAGAUAUUAGCGAGACAUCUGCAAAAAGAGGCACAGUCUCAGCACAACAACUCAGAAUUCACAGAAGAUCAAAAGAAAACCAUAGCUAAAAUUGCAACAUGCUUGGAACUGAGAAGUGCAGCUUUACAGUCCACCCAGUCGCAGGAUGAAUUUAAGCUUGAGGAUCUGAAGAAGUUGGAACCAAUCUUAAAGAAUAUCCUCACUUACAAUAAGGAGUUCCCCUUUGAUGUUCAGCCUGUCCCACUCAGGAAGAUUUUAGCACCAGGAGAAGAGGAACACUUGGAGUUUGAGGAGGAUGAUGAGGAAGGAGGAGCUGGAGCAGGGUCUCCAGACUCGUUUCCUGCUAGAGUUCCAGGUACUUUAUUACCCAGAUUGCCAUCUGAACCCGGGAUGACAUUACUCACCAUCAACAUAGAGAAAAUUGGUCUGAAAGAUGCUGGGCAGUGCAUUGAUCCUUACAUCACAGUCAGUGUAAAGGAUUUGAAUGGCAUAGAUCUGACUCCUGUGCAAGAUACUCCUGUGGCUUUGAGGAAAGAGGACACGUAUGUCCAUUUUAAUGUGGACAUCGAGAUUCAGAAACAUGUUGAAAAACUAACAAAAGGUGCAGCUAUUUUCUUUGAAUUCAAACACUACAAGCCUAAGAAAAGGUUUACUAGCACCAAGUGCUUUGCUUUCAUGGAGAUGGAUGAAAUUAAACCUGGGGCAAUUGUUAUAGAACUGUACAAAAAACCCACUGACUUUAAAAGGAAGAAAUUACAACUGUUGACCAAGAAACCACUUUACCUUCACCUCCAUCAAACGUUGCACAAGGAAUGACCCUAUUUGUGAGACUUCUGUGAACUGAACCACAAGUCAUGGUAGCUGUGUGUUGUAGCCUUAGGCUUCAAGGGGCAGGAAAACGACUGUGUCCAUGCCAGUAGGUCAAACGGGACCAUCACAUACUGCACAGCACUACUUCAGGGUCAGAGGCAAGCCUACCAUCCAAGUGCAAGUUUUUUUUCAGUACCUUCCAGAUCCAGGUUUUUCUGAGAGCCCUGAAAUAUUUUGACUGCUUUUCCUAAUUUUGCUGUUCAUCACUUUUUAUCGUAACCAUUAUUAUCCUUUUGCCUCAAACUCCACCGAAGGUUGGAGACUGCCCCUUUGCCAAACCUGUAGCAAUAAAGAUGUGGCAGGCCUAC
Molecule: messenger RNA, 1411 nt
Organism: Cygnus olor (mute swan)
Lineage: Eukaryota; Metazoa; Chordata; Aves; Anseriformes; Anatidae
Gene: AIDA
Product: axin interactor, dorsalization associated
Biological process (GO): determination of ventral identity
Cellular component (GO): membrane
Molecular function (GO): phosphatidylinositol binding
Source: RefSeq, a predicted model, not a curated record